GGAAAAUAACGAGAAGGACUCUUAUGGGGCAUUACUGUCGUUUUUGCAACUUAGCAGAACACUUCACUAAUGGCCGCUUUUCUUUUCUGUUUUCUCCCAGCUCCAUAGACCAGAAUCGUCCUUCCGCCUGAAUGAAUGAAGAAGGCUGAAAAAUGGGAAGUAGGGUUUUUUACUUGAGUUCUGGAUUAAUGGAAGUAGAGAAUUCCCAAUGAAGAUGCAGUGCUGCGCCUCAUUACUCUAUGGUUUGGAACAUGGUGAUAGGCUGGUAGCUGUCACAAAUUUUUCUGUGCUUAGUUUGAUUUAAAUGCGUUUGGAUUUGGUCAUUUUCGUCUUGCUUUUAAUCUAGAUUUCUGCAGUUUCUUAUACUGGAUUGUGAAGGUUUUUGGGUGGAUUUGAUCGUUUGAAGUUUUAAAAGUACUGAGUAUUCAAUAGUGCAUGGUUAGUGUUCGACAAAUUGUUUCAGUCAGUAGUAAACAUAAGUGUUUGUCAAAUUGGCUUAACCAAGUCUCGCACAUUGUUUUUAGCUAUAAAUUAUUCCUAAAUAGGCAGGUUGAGGGUUUAGGAGGUGGUGAAUUGCCGCUUUGGAUUAGUGAUUCUUCGGAAAAUGGACAGGAUCAGUGACUUACCGGACUCAAUCCUUUGUGAAAUUCUCGCUAUACUACCUACUAAGAACGUUGUUGCAACUAACAAGCGAUGGAAAUCUCUGUGGACUCGUGUUAAUUCGUUUGAGUUCUAUGAUCAAAAAAGCUAUAAGUUCCUGCUAGGAGUAGGGGAAAGUGGAGGAGAAGAAAGACCUUUUGAGCAAUUUGUUGACAAGGUUUUGAGUCCCCAGCGAUUGGAAACAAUCAACAAGUUUCGCCUUUGGUGUGAAUGGGAUUGCCAACCAGUUUAUGUUUCUAAGUGGAUCAGCAUUGCCAUUGCUCGAAAUGUUGAACUUCUUCAUGUUCAGCGUGCUGUCAUUGAAGUUUCUCAUGAUCCAGUGCUUUUGUUCAUCUACCUGGUGCACUUUUCUCCUGUAGGACACUAGAAUCUCUUGCUUUAAAUGGGCCAUUCCUGCUUGAGAUCCCUGAAACUGAAACUACAACUGGAAGUUUUGGAACUUGGUGUUCUUAAAUAUGGAUCAAACGAGUUGUUUCAGAAGCUUAUAUCUAGUUGUCCGGUGCUUUACUCGCUCACUAUCUAUAGGGAUUAUGCUGAUGGUUUGACUGUUUGCGAUAUAACUUCCAGUUCACUAAGAUUUCUUCAAAUUACAGAUGGUUUCCUCUGUGACGACACUGAUCAGCUGAAAAUAUGUGCACCUGCUCUUGAACAUCUCUUAUUUAAACAUCAUGGAAUCUGUGAAAUCUCAAUGGAAGGACUUCACUCUUUGAUGACAGUGGAGCUUGAUCUGAACUGUGUGGACUGUGAUGAUAUUGAUUUGUGCGAUUUGCUUGUUGAUCAAGUAAUUCAAGCCGUGAAUCGUGCCAUGGUGAUGAAAUUCUAUCAUUCAACAAUGGAGACACUUAACGGUUCCUUAGCUGAAUUGUCCGUUCCAUUUGAUAGAUUAACUGAACUGUACAUAGAAUACGACUUCUGUGAUUGGGGGCGUUUGGAAGAUUUGCUGCACUGGUUCAUGAAAUUACGUGUCCUUCACAUCGAAAAGUUUGAGGAUAUAUCAAGAUGUCAUUGGACUGAUCCCACCCGUGUUCCUGAUUGCCUGAAGCUCAAUCUGCAACAUGUUUCAUUCAUUGGAUUCGAAGGCAGUAACAGGGUUGAGUACGAACUCAUAAGGUAUAUCCUAGAACAUGGUUCAGUGUUGGAAAGGAUUCAACUUCGAGGUGACCCGUCUGAGUCAGAAAAGAGGUUGCUCAUGCAUCAGAAAAUUUCCAUGUUCCGCAAAGCUUCUCAGUCCUGUCAAAUUGAAAUCUCUUGAUAUGUGGGCUUCCUUCCAUGACAGGUUUUUGAUAAGAGAAUUAGGAGCCUCUUUGUGUUCUGAGUUAGUCCCUGGGAGAGAAAAUUGGUGAAGAAAGGCAGUUUGAAGGACAUUUGGGAUUAUGUUAUUAUAACAAUUUCACCUUAAUAUGGUGGUAGUCAGUAAAUUCAAGUAAUGGCGUAUUUGGAUGCUUUUGUACUAUGUUUGUUCCUUCUUAAUGAAGAUUUGUAUUAAGUAUUAACGUUAACCUAAGCGUUGCGAGCUGAAAUCCUUUAUGUAAUCCUUUGUCAUCUUGAUCUGGUUUUGAACGUUCCUAGC
This is a messenger RNA of Oldenlandia corymbosa var. corymbosa, 2230 nucleotides long. Lineage: Eukaryota; Viridiplantae; Streptophyta; Magnoliopsida; Gentianales; Rubiaceae. The record is from the annotation of a GenBank genome assembly.